AUGGCAGUGAAAAAAGCUACCGCUGAAGAAAAAAGAGACAAGCUUCUUCAAUUUUUUACGGAUGACUUUUCGUUCUAUUCAAUAAAGGAAAUUGAAACAACCGCUGCCAAAAAAACUGGGAUCAGUUCUAUGCAAAUUAAAGAUGUUCUUCAACAGUUAUUAGAUGAAGACCUUGUGAAGUUUGAUAAAUGUGGAUCUAUGAAUCUAUAUUGGUGUUUCCAGUACGAUCUGACCAAAAAUAUGAUUGUCAAACAUCGGCGCUUAUUAGAAAAUAUUAGGGAAGCAGAAGACGACAAGAGGCAGAUUGUAUCUGCAAUUAAUGUAGCUAGAAAGGAAAGAGAAGAAAAUAUUUCCAAUGAUAAAGAUGGUGCAAAUAAUAUCACCAGAAUAUCACUUCAACGGGAAAUUAAGGAAUUGAAACAAGAGCAUCAGGAGCUUUUAUCCAGGGUCCGAGAAUUACAAUUAAAUGAUCCCGCAAGGAUCGAGCAAAUGCAACUGAGUCUCAUUAAGACUCAGUUGGAAUCAGAGCGCUACACUGAUAAUGUGGAUUCAUUAGUUGGGUAUUUGGCACGAGAAAAUGGGAUAAAUUCCUCUGACCUUAGACGGGAGUUAGGAAUUCCUGAUUAUGAUUAA
This is a messenger RNA of Saccharomycopsis crataegensis, 633 nucleotides long. It is a transcript of the gene MND1, whose product is annotated as Mnd1p. The transcript is spliced from 2 exons. Lineage: Eukaryota; Fungi; Ascomycota; Saccharomycetes; Ascoideales; Saccharomycopsidaceae. Gene Ontology annotation, cellular component: condensed nuclear chromosome; DNA recombinase auxiliary factor complex. The record is from RefSeq and is a predicted model, not a curated record. The coding region runs from base 1 to 633 and encodes 210 amino acids. Gene Ontology annotation, molecular function: recombinase activator activity; double-stranded DNA binding. Gene Ontology annotation, biological process: meiotic strand invasion involved in reciprocal meiotic recombination; meiotic joint molecule formation; reciprocal meiotic recombination.